AUGCAGCCCCAAGUCCAUCUUUGGCUUUUCAUGCUGCUGUCCUCUUGGGCGGCAGCUUCUCCUGUUCUCGUCAAUCCAACAUCCUACCUACAGGUGACAUCUUACCCGUCUUCUAUUGAUAAACGGGGUGAUGAAGCCAUGACUUUCCCAGCCAGUGAAUGCGGCUCGCCCUGUACGAUCAGCUUUCAGCCAAUUACCACGGCAUUGACUGUAUCUGUUCCAUCUCAGACUGUCUGGGUAGCGAGUAUCACCAAAUCCGUGUCCUUUGGAUUUACCCCGGUCACCACGACCACCGUUUUCCAACCGAGUGCCCAGACAUUUUCCAAUAAUGACCCAGCUGCCACCCCGAAAAUUACACUCCAACCAUUGCAGUUGGGAAGUAUUAUAGUUUUCGGUAGUGAGGACAUGGACAUGGAUAUUGACGAUGAAAUGGACGUCGACCACUAUGAGCAAAUCAUCCUACCGGUGGAAUACAUGAUCAUUGACGAUGAUCCAGUGGAGCAUUUGAACGUUAAAUACAACCCGUAUAACUUGGAAAACAAUUGCGCCAUCAUCACCAUGUCUUAUUUGAUGGGAAUGUCAUUAGAUGAGUUCCUCAGCCACGUGGAAUUGAUGCAACCGGGGCCAACUCAACCUGGGGGCAUGAGUACCAAUCAGAUUCAAGAGUACCUCACAGCCACUGGUCGCAGAUACGCGUAA
Molecule: messenger RNA, 699 nt
Organism: Penicillium crustosum
Lineage: Eukaryota; Fungi; Ascomycota; Eurotiomycetes; Eurotiales; Aspergillaceae
Exons: 1
Coding region: 1-699 (232 amino acids)
Source: RefSeq, a predicted model, not a curated record